Messenger RNA from Lachancea mirantina, 858 nucleotides. Lineage: Eukaryota; Fungi; Ascomycota; Saccharomycetes; Saccharomycetales; Saccharomycetaceae. The record is from the annotation of a GenBank genome assembly.
AUGUUGGCAAGAUCAUUUAAAUGGAAGCAGUCUAGUGUUGUGAGGCUGAACGCUAUGAAAUGUCUUUCUCAAUUUCCUCGUGCUCGAAUGUAUUCGAACAAAUCGACUCCAUCAGGAUCGGAAUCCAAACCUCCAAAUCGAGGCAAAAUCCUGAUCCUUUUAGGUGCUCUUGCUGCUGGUUCAACGAUUGCGUCGAUGGUGUACCAGAAGGAUGCACCUUCUGAAUUUGUUGAGCCCCGAGAGAUCUCAAAGGAAAAGAAACCGGCUUUUUCUGAGGACGAGGUAUCGGUCAUUUUUGUUCUUGGAGGACCAGGUGCUGGUAAAGGCACUCAAUGUGCGAACUUGGUCAAAGACUAUGGGUUUGCGCACCUUUCUGCCGGGGAUCUGCUCCGUGCCGAGCAGAAUCGGGAGGGCUCAGAGUUUGGUGCGCUCAUCAAGCAUUACAUUAAAGAGGGACUCAUCGUGCCUCAGGAAGUAACAAUUGCUCUUUUGAAAAAGGCGAUUCAACAGAAUUAUGAGAACGGUAUCAGAAGAUUCUUGGUGGAUGGAUUUCCACGCAAGAUGGACCAAGCUCUCACUUUCGAAAAGGAAAUUGUUCCAAGUAAAUUUACGCUGUUCUUCGAUUGUCCCGAGAAGGUUAUGCUCAAACGACUUCUAGACCGUGGGAAGACCAGCGGAAGAGCAGAUGACAAUGCUGAGAGUAUAAAGAAGAGAUUUAGGACUUUUGUGAACACAAGCAUGCCUGUUGUUGAAUAUUUUGAGCAACAAGACAAAGUCGUAAAAGUCAGCUGCGAUCACAGCGUCGAACUGGUUUAUGAUCACGUCAAGAAAGCUAUAGACGAACGGAUUGUUAACUGA